This is a messenger RNA of Neurospora tetrasperma FGSC 2508, 3807 nucleotides long. RefSeq lists its product as uncharacterized. The transcript has 3 exons. Gene Ontology annotation, molecular function: protein binding. Gene Ontology annotation, biological process: negative regulation of RNA catabolic process; regulatory ncRNA-mediated post-transcriptional gene silencing. Gene Ontology annotation, cellular component: catalytic step 2 spliceosome. The record is from RefSeq and is a predicted model, not a curated record. Bases 1 to 3633 code for a protein of 1210 amino acids. Lineage: Eukaryota; Fungi; Ascomycota; Sordariomycetes; Sordariales; Sordariaceae.
AUGUCGUCCAACGAGGUGAAACGCCGCGCGGUGCCCAAGUUCACCUCAUUCGCACCAGCCACACCAGCCCAACGAUCAUCGACACUCCGAGGCUCAUCACGAGAUCGGGAGAAGAAGGAGGACCGUGAAAGACGACAUCGCCGGAGGGAUUAUGAUCGGGACCGUCACAAGGAUGACAGUGAUAGCGAGAGGGAGAGGAAGAGAGAGAGAGAAAGAGGGAGGGACAGAGACAGGCAUCAUGCCAGGCAGCAUGACAGACAUCACAGUCGACACCAUGAUCGAGAUCGCCAUCACCGCAGACGGUCAGCCAGCCCUGCCUCACAGACCAAAGAAGCCCAUCAUCCGCUCCACAAGCCAUCAUCUACCAGCCAGAAUACCGAUCUGUUUUACUUUGACAAAAGUGAGGAUGCCUUGAUUUUCCGUUAUGGCGGAAAUGAGCGCUCAAAAAUACCAUCUUAUCGCCGCUUUGGUGCUGGAAAAUUCAUCGGCUCCCCAGGGUAUCUCUCCGUUUCUUUCCAAGGCUCGAAGGAAGUCUUCACCAUCCGAGGCCCGGGCGAGGGUAGGGGCAACGGUUCGGUCUUCGGAGACAAGACUUUGAUGGCCUGGGCCAGAGCCAAGGGAGCGAAAGCAAAGCACAUCAAGCCUGGUGUGGGUGGUGGAAAUGGAGAAUCAGCAGCAGAGGAUGGCGACUACAUAUCUCUCGAGCCUCCCAGAAAACGGCAACGUGCCGAUAGAUCACCAGCGCCUGAGGACGGCGACAAGACACCAGAUUACAGGUCCAUCUAUGGCAAAGCCAAGUCAGAGGAUGAGGACUCGGAUGGUGAUGAGACAUUGUCCGAUUCAGGGAGCGAAAACAAGGUGGGCAGUCAUCUUUCAGACAUGUCAACCGCUAAGAAGAGAUCUCUUGAACUCCAUCGCCAGGUCAAAAAUAGCCCUCAGGACACCAAAGCUUGGCUCGAGUUGAUUGGGUUGCAAGACACCCUCUUCAUGGAGCAUCAACUUGGGGGCCAGGUCAUAAUUGGGGAUCAGGUAAAAGCUCUGGCCGAACUCAAGUUGUGUCUCUAUGAAGAGGCCCUUCCCCAUGCACUUGACAUCUCUCUGAAGGAGACCUUGUUGAACGGAAUGAUGCGCGAGGGCGAAAAGGUGUGGGAUCCCAAGCAGCUUGCGAAGCGCUGGGAAGAGACCACCAAGACCAACCCCGACAGCUUCUUGUUAUGGGUUUCACGACUAAACUAUGAGCUUUCGCAGGUCGCAACUUUCACAUACGAUGAACUGAAGACCUUCAUGGUGACCAAGUUGCAAUUCCUCAACCGCACAUUAGCAACUGCAUCUUCGGAAAAGAAUGUUGUCAUGCUGUGUAGCCAGCUGAUUUACGUGUUCGUCAGAUUAACGUGCUAUCUUCGGGACUCUGGCUACAUUGAGCUGGCUGUGGCUGCAUGGCAAGCAACUCUAGAACUGAACUUCUGCCGGCCCAAGAACGCUUCGGACUUCCAAUCAGUCAUUGAGGACUUUUCUGACUUCUGGGAAAGCGAAGUACCACGAAUAGGUGAGGGUAAUGCCAAAGGUUGGCGUCACUUUGUUGAAGACGUGGGCGCUAUGACCGACCCACCAGAAGCAAUACCAAGGGAGCCAUCAGGACCUCCUCAGACGAGGGAUCCAUUUGAGGCAUGGGCGUCGCUGGAACGACGAGAGGCGGCAAAGGCACGAAUGCCGGCUCGUACCCUGGACGAAGGAACAGAUGAUGACCCAUUCCGAAUCGUCAUGUUUUCGGAUAUCAAGGAUUUGGUGUUGUGGAUCCCAUCCCAAAUGCUCCCGCAGGUACAGCUUCAGCUAGUUGAUGCCUUUUUGACAUUCUGUCGACUUCCAAAUACCGCGAAAUCUUCUGCGCUGGAAGAUCCCUUCAUUGCGCCUCGUGGACAAGCCUUUGAAUCUUUGCUGGAUCAAAUAGGCGGCCACAAUGUUUUGAAUUCGGUGGAGAUAGAGCGAAAGCCACCAUUAUUCCGGCAACAAGGUGGAAACAUGGCUCUCUCACAAGAACUCCUUUUUUCCGGGCAGGACUGGUUUCAGUAUCUCGGCCAAUGGUCUAGUCUCAGCAUAGAUGCGGAUGGUGAUGUUAGGCCUCCCUGGGUACUCGAGACACUCCAUUAUCUGGUCCUUACUUGUGGUAUUGAACAACUGGCCGAAUACUAUCUGGCAUUGGCAUGGCUUAGUGAACCUUUGGGGGUUAAGAAGGUCGCCAAGGGGCUGCUGAAACGAUACUCAUCCAACACGAGACUAUAUAAUGCCUAUGCCAUGAUCGAAUUUGCAAACGGAAACAUUGGCAUUGCCGAAAAGGUACUACUCUCGGCAACAAGCCAAAGUUCCCCCGAUAGCCAGCUAUUAUGGAACACCUGGGUAUGGAUGCACCUGAACGCAGGAAAUAUGCAACUCGCUCUGCUUCGGCUGUUGUCUUCUGUGGACAUUACUCUAGACGUGGAGAAGGGCUUGCCGGUAUCGCCAGCUCUGCUCCUAAAAGCAAGAGCUCACUUUUCUACCAAGCGAGACUACUCCCUCUCUUCUCACCAAACAGAACCGGCACUCCAAUAUGCCGAAAGCCUUGCUCUUCUCGACUACCUCUCAAGAACCGAGAACAGCAGCGGCAGCACGAAGUACUCAAGCCAAGGCAACAUCACCUCCGCUCUCGCAAACAUACAAUCUUUCACUACCGAGCUGAGCUCCCUAGGUCACCAAACCCUCCACGAACGACUCCUCCAAAUCGGCGCUCGCCUUCUCUACCACCACGCAAAUCACGGCCCUUACAAGCCUUCCACCCUACGCCAAUAUCUUCACGAAUUCCUCCGUCUCUUCCCCCACAACACGCUCUUCCUCUCCCUUCUCGCCUGGGCAGAGCAAUCCACUCUCCGGAUCAACGACCCCGUCCGCUCCAUUGUGCGCGAAAGCUUUCACACACCAGCACCAAUUCCCACGUACCGUUUCGCAAUCGAAUACGAGCUCCUCUCCGGCGCUGGCCUCAGGCCCGUCGGCGCCGCAACAAUCCAUUCCACUAAGGCCGCUUUCGAAGCCGCCGUUUCGGAUCCCUCUGCAUGCAGAUAUAACGUGGACAUAUGGAUCGGUUACCUUCGAUUCUUGACGCAGGCGGCGAGCACCCUAAAGGCUCUUAAGGAUGUGUUUUACAGAGCCGUUGCCGCCUGUCCGUGGAGCAAGAAGCUUUACAUGGCGGCGUUCCCUGCUGGUUCUACUGCAGAGCCUGGAGAGCCUGGUGAGGGCGGGGGCAGCGCAUUGGUGAAAGCCUUGAGCAGUGGGGAGUUGAGGGCGGUGUUUGGGACAAUGGUUGCGAAGGGGUUGAGAGUGCAUGUUGAUUUUGAGGGGUUUGAGAGGAAGUGGAGGGAAAAGGAAGAAGACGAAAAGAGGGUGGGGAGGGAGAAGGAGAAGGUUGAGAAGGAGGAGAAGGAGGAAUUAGAGAGGAGAGCGAGGCUGGAACGGGAGAGACGAUGGGAUUUAAGAGAUUCGCUUCAUAAAAAUCGCCAUAUGGACUCGGAUAGGGGUGAAAGGGGAGGGGGACAAUACGAAAAGUACAAUGAUCGUAAGAGGAGUAGAGAGUGGGAUAGACGGAGGGAGGGAUGGAGGAGAUGAUUGCUGAUUCUACUGGAGCAAAGUAGCAAUGGCGGCCGUAGCAGGCACCGCAGUAGACACAACGGGAAUCUGUCAACUUGGUAUGGCUGACUUGGCCGCAUGUGCCUCAGUUGGACCAAUUGUAACAAGCGUAAGUAGUUAGGUAUCUUUAGAAAGAAAAUAACUCAUAGUCUG